UUGAACUAUUGUUAAAAAUGGUGAACGGAAAUUACGUGCUGUACGGUGACAGACCUUCCUCAGAGUCGGAGAUAGUAGACGACCAUGUUCAUUCACGAGCAAACGACCGCAAGAACAAACGCAAAGCGAAUAGGACAGCAAAUGAACUACAACAUUCUUUGAACCUCGCACAAUUAGACAAUGAGACGGACUCAGUCAAAUAUGAGAAAAAAAUAAAGGAGCCGAGAUUGUUGCGGUACGUGCCGACGUCAGAAGUCGAAGAGAACUUUGUUACGGAAAAGUUCGAGACGUACGAUUUGAAGCCUACGGAGGAGAGACCGAGACGCUACGCAUUCACAAAGAAGGCGAAGAAUCCCGCCGACGGGUCUGUCAACUACGCGUACUCGCGGUCGAGCAGUAGCUGUAGCUCGCCGAACGGCAACCUGCCGACCAUCUCCGAGCACGGGGAGCAGUACGGCACGUACCGCGUGCGCGCCAUGCCCAGCCCCACCGUCAACGACCUCAUCGCCGGCUACGACACCAAACUCGACAAAUAUUUUGCCAAACCCCGGGAUGUCAAACCCUUCUCCGCCAAGGGCUCCCACCCCGAUAGCCUGUACCGGGUACCGGCGGAGAGCGGCGCAGGCGCGAACAAGGUGACGCGCGUGCUGCGCAUGCUUCGAUGGCCGGUCGCGCUGGUAGCUGUGUGCAUCGCUCUGGCUGUGUUCGUCUACUUCCUUAUGCCAGAUAACUUGGAGCCGAGAGUGGGUGAGAACGGGACGUACUGGGAGCCAAUUGUGGCCGGCCAUCGGCCCCACUUCACGGGCACAAGAGACCAACACAAUCGACCCGACAAAAACGAACAUGGUACGAAAACAUCGGAAAUAGAUUUCUACGCCGCUGAAAACGAUAAAAACUUCGAUCGAACUACUGUUGUUACGUCAACAAGACCAAUUCCAAAAAGAACACCGCCCAUACCUCCCGUCUUCCCUACCCAUCUUACUCCUGAAGUCCAAUAUGGCAACGAGAAAGCUGACACCGAUAUCUUAAGGACACCGAAGUUACUGGAGGACGCUGACAACGUUAGCUCCACAGUUAAACCGCAUAUAACUCAAAAACCUGAGAAACCGUUAGCGAUAUACUUUAAAGAUGGCAGUGGAGCAAUCACUACAACUACAGAGGUCAUAACGAGAGCAGAAACAGUAAACGAUUUCACAAAUAUUGAACGUAAACAAAAAACCAAGAUAGUGGAAGAAGAACCACUGCAGCUUCAUCCCGUGUUGCACAAGGACCAUGUGCCGAGGGAAUUUAAAAGCCACGUCCAGGAGGAUCAUCAAAAGCCCUUAAGGCCCUUAAAGUUCAGAGCUCAGAAUGCGCCGCCUGAUAUGCAAGAGUUUUACGUGCGCCACCCCAGUGCUGACGACAUCAACUUCACCUCAGGUCAUUCAAAGUUGUUUGGUAUUUCUAUAGAGGAUGCAGAAAAAAUGAAGUCCACUACACAAAGCUCUCUCUAUAACACUAGAGUGUCCCCCACGCUUCCCACGUGGCGUGACGGAGACGAUACAACUACAAAAAAAUAUCCAUCCAAUAUCUAUUCAGAGGUUCAGUGUCGUUCAACCCGUCUAUCUCUGUGCCGCGGUGUGCUACCAUACGACCUAGCCGGUACUCCAGCGAAGAUUGGACAUACAGAUAUAACAUCAUUGAUGCCUCAGAUUGACUAUUUAGUGGCAGCUAAUUGCAGUGACCGUGUGAGACAUUUCGUAUGUGCUUUGCUCGAGCCUGAAUGCAAUCCUCCUCCAUACCCUCCGAAGAAGCCAUGCUACAGUUUAUGUAAAGCGGUCGUGGACACAUGCGAAGGUCAAAUUCCCAGCGAACUGAUUCCGGCUUUCAACUGCAAGCAGUAUGGUCGUACAAACUGCGUGGCUGCCAAGACACCAUGCUACCCGCGCGAGUUCGCCUGCAGUGAUGGCUCCUGCGUACCCAGAGACUGGAUCUGUGAUGGCACCAAGGAUUGUGCUCUUGGAGAAGAUGAGACCACAUGCAUUCAGUGCGAUCAGAAUGAGUACAGGUGUGGUUCUGGAGGGUGUAUUCUGAAGCGUUGGCUUUGUGACGGCUACUCGGACUGCCCGGACGGUGAGGACGAGCACGUGGACACGUGCGGUGCUCACAGCCACCACGCUAUCGAUGGAGCGCAUGAGGUCGGCAAUGUUCACGGCGUCGAUGCCCACGAGCCGGGGGAAGAGUCCGCGGGCUCGGCACCGGCGCCAGCCAUCAGGAGACCCAACAGAGUGCCCGUGGGAAAAAAAAACCCUAGACAGCGUGCUGGAGAUGAGAGUAGCAAGGAACUCCUUGUAACGAGCGACAGUAAUAAUUCUUAUAAAAGAAAAAACUUCACGCGUCGUCCUUUACCACCCAGACUAUCGCACUACCACCGCGCUCCACACUCUGGUAACGAACAAGAUAAUACCAAGGAUGCCACUACCGAAACCAUUAUAUUGAAAGCUGAAGAGAAAAAACUUGUAGGAGAUAAGGCAUCUCAGAAAACUGUUUCAGACAAUGAGUCAAUUGAAGACGUGAAUAUGGGAGACCUCGGGUUUUUCGAUGAGUUUGAAAAGGAGGGAAAAGAACCUUCACAAAAUCCUCCCGACCAGAAGUCAGCGCAGCGCAUGGUGCCGACACGGUUUGGAGUACCUCCACCCAGCUCAGUAGCUCUGCCGGCAGCUACACAAACUACUCGCUUGGAUAAAUCUACACACAAGUUAGACAGAGUUAUUGAUGGCGCGGCCUUGCUAAGGAAAGCGGUAGCGGAGCAGGCCGCAGAAGCUGCAGAAGAGCAAGGAAACGAGACGUUCGCGUAUGUUGAUAAAGAUGAUGUAGCCGCCGCUCCCCAUAAGUCUGACAUGGGUGCAGUCGCUAUAACUCCUGGAGCUGCUACCGACGACGCUGAAAAAGUGGCACUCGCUGAGGGACCGGCACCGGGGCCGGGAGCAGUGUAUGGUAAAGAUGCGCAGUGGUCUCGCGCGCACGCGUCCCCCUGCCCGAGCGGGGAGCUGCGCUGCGUGGACGGCCGCUGCAUCACGCUGUCGCAGCUCUGCGACGGCACCAUCGACUGCAGUGACCAUGCCGAUGAAGACAACUGCUACACGUGAUUCAACACCCGCGCUUUAGGUGUAAGGCAGGCAGUGAGCGUACCUCACUACAGCGCUGUCGUUAUUAGUCCAUUGACUGACGAAUGCCGAUGACUGAAAAAUUCUGAAACACAAAUUGGUAACAAACGUGUAAAAUACUGGUUUUCAUGUCAAGGACAAUAUUACAGCCUACUACCUGUCGAAGUUUGUAGAAUUACUGACUCGGCGUAGUCUGAUAGUCAUCGCUUUUCUGAAAAAUACCGUCUAGGCAUUGGGAAAAUACGAUAACACAGGCAUGACACGCGUGUAACGUCGUCUUUAAGUUAUGUUAUACAAUAGUAUACGCUGUGAUAAAGCAAUGCAUGAUUACGGUUGACUAGCCUGAACCCGGCUGGCUAGAAUAGUUUCGCUCGUAUUGCCGUCCAUUUAGAUCUUAUUAAGUACCUGUGGAGAAAAUUUCGUAAUGUGUUUAGAACUUAGUGUAAGGCAUUGUUCUACGUAAAAUAAUGUAACGGUUUACAAAUGUCCGUCAUUUAAGAUAAGAAUAAGUUGACCUUGGGAUUAAAUCUACUACAAAAUAUUUUGUAAUCCAUAUGUAAGUAUCCUUUUACUUAGAAUUUGGAAAACAUUCUGAAUAGCUUCGGGUUUUCAUAAUUGGGUAAUUUUGUUGCUUCGUAUCCGUUCAAUGGGGAUCAAUAUUAUUCAUUAGGAUUUUAUUAUUUGUAUUGUAAAUAUUUAAAUUAGAUACUUACCUAGUUGUUAAAAAACUUCCAUGAUAUCAUUAUACUUGCAUCAUUUCAAACUUUAUAAUUAAGUUCAUCAACACAUUUGCUUUUUCAUUUAAUGAAUAGUAGUACGCAUUUGUAAAUAGGACUCACGGUGAAUUAUUUAUAUUGAUAAGUAUUUAUAUGAAAGUAAAGUGUAGGUAUUGAUUAGAGUUUUAUAAAAGUUAAUGUAUUGUUAUUUUAUGCCGUUCGUUGCGCCAGGGUCACAAGUGCAUUUGCACCUCAAUGCUGCGUGCAUCGAUCCUCAAAAUGUUGAUAACGGACCUAAAGUUCUUUGCUUUACGGUUCAAGUUGACAAACACAAUCUUUGUUUGGCUUUUUUUUUAAUGCAAAAAGAACUGGAUAAUAAAUUAAAUUUGCUAUAGUCAUAAGUCGACAAUUCUUAUAAUCUUUAGUUUGUAACUCUGUAAUUAUACGUUAAAAGCCUCAAUAACGAAUUUAAAUAUAUUUUACUGUAUUAUGUUUGAUCAUUAAAUAACGUAAAUUAGAAGCUGAUCAACCUUUCCGUCCAUUUUUGAUCUUCUUUAUUAGACUGGAGCUGAAUUUUAUAAUUAGUAACGGUUUCAAAGGAAUUUACAAAAAUGUGUAGUUACGGGAAUACUUACCUACUCACAAGUUUAUGUCGUAUCUACUACAACUUUUCUCCAACUAAGCAUGUUGUCUUAAUUGAAUAAUGUUAAUUUUACAGUUCAGUACCCAUUUGUUCGGACUGAAUAUGGUGUAUACCUACAGCAUAAUACGAUUACGAUUAAUAUUAUUGCUAAGUUCUCCGUCCAUAAACUAAUAUGUAGGUAAUGUAGGUUAAUAAUAAGUUAAUUGCUUCGUAUCGUCCAAAGUAAUGUCAUAAUAAACCUUUACUGCCCAAUAACACGAGGGGUUUUUCUAUACUUACACUGUAUUUAACAUUUUUUGUUUAUUCUAAGGAUUAAUUUGUAAAUCAGUUACGUAUUUAUCUAUUGUUUUUUACCUUUUAAAAAAUAUUUCGGAUUACGAUGUAAGUUAUCAUUUUUAUGAUAAUAAAUACUAUGCCAUGUUAUAA
Helicoverpa zea (corn earworm) is the source of this 4931-nucleotide messenger RNA. RefSeq lists its product as uncharacterized. The transcript has 9 exons. The record is from RefSeq and is a predicted model, not a curated record. Lineage: Eukaryota; Metazoa; Arthropoda; Insecta; Lepidoptera; Noctuidae. Gene Ontology annotation, cellular component: plasma membrane. The coding region runs from base 18 to 3128 and encodes 1036 amino acids. Gene Ontology annotation, molecular function: protein binding.